Drosophila takahashii is the source of this 1470-nucleotide messenger RNA. RefSeq names its product venom serine carboxypeptidase. Lineage: Eukaryota; Metazoa; Arthropoda; Insecta; Diptera; Drosophilidae. Gene Ontology annotation, biological process: proteolysis. The record is from RefSeq and is a predicted model, not a curated record. Gene Ontology annotation, molecular function: serine-type carboxypeptidase activity.
CAGCGCAGUCGAACAAUGAGAACUGCAACUCAUUGCGCAUUUCUAAUUAUCGCGACGAUAAUAGUCGCCAUAUGUGGAGCCCAAGGAAGGAAGGAGGCGGAACGCCCCUAUAGGCGGAGCUUCAUCAAUCCGUAUCCCCGUUUCCAGUUCUUCGAGGAUGGCGUCGAUCCUGGGGAGCCCCUGUUCCUAACGCCCCUGAUCAACAAUGCCUCCAUUGACAACGCAGAAGUGCAGAAACUGGCCCGAGUCACGGGUUCCCAGUUCCAUGGAGUGGAGAGCUACUCGGGCUACCUGACCGUGGAUGAGGGCUUCAAUUCCAACAUGUUCUUCUGGUACUUCCCUGCCGAGAAGGAACCUGAGUAUGCUCCAGUGGUCCUGUGGCUACAGGGCGGCCCAGGAGCCUCCUCCCUGUUCGGUUUGUUCACGGAAAAUGGUCCCCUGGAGCUGGAUGAGCACGCAAAACUGCAAAAGCGUAACUACACCUGGAGCAAGACCCACAACCUCAUCUUCAUCGACAAUCCCGUGGGCACUGGCUUUAGUUUCACGGAUAACGAUGCGGGUUAUGCCAAAAACGAAAAGGACGUGGGUCGCAAUCUUCACGAGGCUGUGAUGCAGCUGUACGAGCUGUUCGAGUGGCGCAACUCUUCUGGAUUCUGGGUCACCGGGGAGUCCUAUGCGGGCAAGUAUGUGCCUGCGUUGGCCUACCACAUUCACAAGGUGCAGAAUGCCAUCGAAACGCGCGUCUAUGUGCCGCUCAAGGGCGUGGCCAUCGGAAAUGGUCUCUCGGAUCCACUGCAUCAGCUGAAGUAUGGUGACUACCUGUAUCAGCUGGGCCUGAUUGAUGAGCACGGUCUGCAGAGCUUCCACGAUGCCGAAGCAAAGGGAGCCGCCUGCAUUGAAAAGCGCGACAUGGAGUGCGCCUUCGACGUUUUCGAUUCCCUGAUCAAUGGAGAUCUGACCAAUGGUUCGCUGUUCAGCAAUCUGACGGGCUACAAUUGGUACUACAACUACCUGAAGACGCACGACGAUGAUGGCGCCAACUUGGGCAACUUCCUGCAGUCGGGAGCCACCCGUCGAGCAAUUCAUGUGGGCAACAAGCCAUUCCAUGACCUGGACAAGGAGAACAAGGUGGAACUUCACCUGAAGAAGGACGUGAUGGACAGCGUGGCUCCGUGGAUAGCCGAACUGCUGGCCCACUACACGGUUUGCAUCUACAGCGGGCAGCUGGACAUUAUUGUGGCCUAUCCGCUGACUCGCAACUACCUGAACCAUCUCAAGUUUCCCGGCUCGGAAAAGUACAAGGUGGCUCCGCGUGAGAUCUGGCGCAUCGAUGGCGAGGUGGCCGGCUAUGUGAAGCACGCUGGUCAUCUGGUGGAGAUCAUGGUGCGCAAUGCCGGGCAUAUGGCUCCCCAUGAUCAACCCAAGUGGCUGUACGAGAUGAUCAACCACCUUACUCACUACAAGCACUAA